CUUGAAUCUACUGAGGACAGAAUAAUUCACGCUAAAUCCUCAAAGAUUGGAACAAACUGAUCGAUUAUUUAAAAAAUCAUUACUUAAAACGCCGUAACUAUAACUGUCACUGCAACAGUGCAAAGAUCAACCUACCUGUAGAUCUAAACCAAUCACUGAAAAUGGCAGCUGGAGACUCCUCAUUUGAAAGUCUUGACGAAAUAGGCAACUUCUCAGAUUCUGGCAGUGACUACGAGGCGACAUUAACAUCCACAAAGCGGAAAACACAGGCAGUGACUGGUCCAAAGCUACCCAAGAGACCCAGGCAUAAAGCUGCAUUGAGGGGGUCCAGCCUCAGUAGCACUAGCAGCUCCAUCCCCACCCCUCCAACCCCCCCCCUGCAGCAGCAGUCCCGAGGGAGAUCCAAGCAGGCCUCUCCUAGACCGGUGACAAGAGAGAACGAGGGGAACAGGGGAAUCAGUGCAAAGGAUAUCUAUGAUGCUGUCUGCUCUGGAAAGAGUGCCAUGGUGACGGUGGUGGACGAGUGGCUGGACAGCUACAAGCAGAGCCGAGAGGCGGGGCUGCUGGUGCUCAUCAACUUCAUUGUUCAGUCCUGCGGAUGCAAAGGUGUGGUGAGCAGAGAGAUGUUGGACAGCAUGCAGAACGCUGAGAUCAUCAGCACGCUAACCAAAGAGUUUAAUGAGGAAUCAGUGAACUACCCUCUGUGUACUCCAGGCCCUGAGCUGAGGCGUUUCAAAGCCAGCCUGUGUGAGUUUACUCGGGUUCUGGUGCGCUCCUGUAGGAACAGCCUUAUUUUUGACGAGUACCUGUUCCCCUCCCUGCUGGCUCUGCUCACCGGCCUGUCCGACUCGCAGGUCAGAGCCUUCAGACACACCAGCACCCUGCUCGCCAUGAAGCUGAUGACUGGGCUGGUGGAAGUGGCUGUGAUCGUGUCUGUUCAGCAGCAGACCACCCAGCGGCAAUACGACAAGGAGAACAGCAAGAGGGCAUCUGACAGAGCCUCUGACGGACUGGAGGAGCUGCGGGCCACCAUUAGUCAGCUGCGGGAGAACAAAGAGGAGGUAUCCUCCAUGAUGAACGCUACGUUUCGUGGUGUGUUUGUGCACCGUUACCGGGACCGGCUGCCUGAGAUCCGGGCUGCUUGUAUUGAGGAGUUGGGCGUUUGGCUGAUAAAUGACCCCGAAGACUUUCUGAAUGACGGAUGUAUGAAGUACCUGGGGUGGACCCUACAUGACAAGCAAAGUCCAGUGCGUCUGCAGUGUGUCCGUGCCCUGCAGGCCGUGUACCAGGAGAAGGAAUUCAUUGGCCGCCUGGAGCUUUUCACCAGCAGAUUUAAAGAGAGGAUGCUCGGCAUGGUGCUGGACAAAGACCUGGAUGUGGCAGUGGAAGUGGUCAAUCUGUUGCUGCUGAUCCAACAGAGCACAGAGGGUGGUCUGAGAGAGGAGGAGUGCGGACACAUCUAUCCGCUGGUCUACGCUUCAAACCGAGGCCUGGCGUCUGCCGCUGGCGUCUUCCUCUUCAACAAGCUGAAAAGUGUGAUUGACAGUGAGAACCAGGUGAAUGGUACAAGUGGAAAUGCAGACCUCCUUCAAAUCCUCAUCACCUUCUACAUGCAGAGUGAGUUCCACGAGCACGGGGCGUACCUGGUGGACAGUCUGUGGGGCGUGGCGAAAUCUGAGCUGAGAGACUGGGAGACCAUGACCACGGUUCUGCUGCAGGAGUCUGGUCUGAUGUACGAGGAGGAGGGGGCUCUCGUAGAGCUGAUGAUAUGCGCCCUCAGACAGGCAGCACAGGCGAGCCCCCCUGUUGGGAGGACUCAGAGCAAGAAGCUUCUCAGUAUGAAGGAUAAGAAAGCCCAGGAGCAUGACAGGAGGCGCCUCACCAUGCACUUCAUCCCGUUACUGCCACAGCUGCUGGCCAAGUACUCAGCAGAUGCAGGGAUUGUGACUCUCCUUCUCAAAGCUCCCCUCUACUUUAACCUGGAGAUGUACAACAGCGUGCCGCGGCUGGAGAAGCAUCUGGACCAGCUGCUGUUUCAGUUGUGUGGGAUCGUGGAGAAGCACACGGCGGUCACUGUGCUGCAGGCUUGCGCCACCCUGUUCAGCGCCCUCUGUUCCGACAGCUACACCUUCUCCUCCCGCUCUCACCUGGCCUUCAGCCAGCUGCUGGACGGCCUGACCGAGUGCUUCAGCUCCUACCUGAGCGACAUGCUGCAGGGCACUGCAGAUGACGAUAGCGUCUACAGUGCAGCCACUACUCUGAAGAGGAUUGCAGCACUGAGCAGUGCCAAGGACACGACAGUCUGGAAGCUGUUCGACCCUUGCCUUGAGCUUCUGAAGAGCAGGAUUGAGUCCAGAGACCUCGACAAAGAGCUCAUGGUGCCGGCUCUGAAGUGUGCUGCCUUUAACCUGAUGUGGGCUAAAAUGAACGCAGUCAACUCAACUCCAGCUGAGGAGGAAUUAAAGCGUCUGAAGAAGGAGAUGCGCUCGUUCUGCAAAGUGUGUGAGACGUGUCUGUCUCUGAACCAGACGGAGAUCAGAGAUCAGGCGUUCGAGCUGCUGUGCGACCUGCUGCUCCUGUACAGUCAGACUUCGGUCUGCUCGGCGCCCGCCCUCCAGACGCUGGUCCUCCUGCCCUCAGACUUCCUGCGCUCUGAGAUGGCUGCGUUCCUCGUGGACUACGUCUUCUCUGACUCUGAUGAUGACGAGCUCAAUGUUGAGGAGGAGAUGAAGAUAACGGUUCUCCAGAGGAAGCGCAACCAGCUGGCUGGCUACUGUAAGCUGGUGAUCUACGGCGUGCUGGACCUCAACGCCGCCACCGAAGUCUUCAAGCACUACAGCAAGUACUUUAAAGACUUUGGCGACAUCAUUAAAGAGACCGUAAGCAAGAGCAAACUCAUCAGCCCCGUCCAGAGCGCCAAGACGGUCUGCCUCAGUCUGCAGCAGCUGUUCUCGGAGAUGCUGACGGAGGACCACAGCCAGCAGGAUCUCAGUGAGAUUAGAGAAUUGGCCAAGAAGCUUGCCAUGAGCUUUGGCGUUGAUCUUCAUCGCGUCCGCAAACCACUGGUGGCCUUGCACAUGGAUGGUAUACAUUUUGCAUUUCGGAAGCCACAGGAGGAGGAAGAGCCGAACAUGAACUUGGCCUUCCUGGAGAUCCUCAGCGAGUUCAGUUUCAAGCUGCUGCGUCAGGACCGCACCCAGCUCGCUGCCUAUCUGAAAUCAGAGUGUCCCUCUGCUGCCCUCUCCUGGCCGUCCGUCAGGAUGUAUCAGUGCUCCUUAGAGGGCCGCUCCUCCUCUAAACCCAGAGAGAAGGAGGGAGGAGAUGCCGCCUCCUCUCACGAUACACCUGCAGCUAAACGCAAGAGGACCACUACCCAGGAUGACAAGAUCCAGCGGGAGCGCGACGGGACAACUCGCAAUAUGAAAGUAUUUCAGGAGGUCUCUACACUGAUGUGCGGAAGCGGUUACUCGAGGACUGUCUUGCAGUGUAGGGAAAAACUGAUGAAGAUGAAGAGUUCAGUGGCCAGCUCAGCCAGAGAGUCCUUGUUGGACAGCCUCAGUUUCCCCAGCAACCUGCCCACCCCCGCCCUCACCUCCACUGCCCUGAGAGUCGGAGCCAAGCAGCAAGCCGCCUUCGGAGCCACAGAGAAUGAUGAGGGCAGCGGCUUCACUGAGCCCGAGUCUGAGGAUGACUUCUCCAUAGGGUUCACUAUGCGCAAGGUGAAGCCCGCCAAGCAAUGCCAUCUCUCCUCCAGCCAGACCGGCACCUCUCUGGAUCAGCGGGACCUGAACUCCAACCUCACCUUACUCUCUCUGAUUGAAGAUGGUGAAGAAGAAGAGCCUGAGAUUGAUGAUUAUGAGAGUGGCUCCGAUGAUGAAUCUGAAUGUUCACUGCCCUCCACGCGCCACACCUCCGCCAGCGUCCUCGAUGAGCUCUUUGACUGAGGACACGGAGACCUGUACCGUCGGGGGAACAACCGUUGUUUUUCGUUAAAGUAUCUCUUCAACACUACUGCGUUUUCUGUGUUCUCAGUACAUUUCAGUGUACUAUGUAUUUGGGGCAUCUGUUCUUCUACAUGACCACUUACCAAGUUCAUCUAUCAGAUUUAUUUCAGUCACUAAUUUUGUUGGAGGGGAAAAGGAAAGACUAAAUGAUUAUGAGUUUUGGGGGGAACAUUUUAUGCCAUUUCACCAAAAGGAAAGUUUAUGUUUUGAAAGAAAAUGUUUAAAGGAGUUUUCAUGUUCUGUUAGAUUCCUCUUGGUUGAUUCGUGUCUGGUUAAAAGUAUCUCCUGUGUCCCACUUUUUGAAGUUAGGUUCAUAACAUAUUUCACUGUUGUUGACUGUUUUUUUCGUGUGUAACGUUUGUUUAUAUAAUUAUUAUUAAAAUAUCCUUUAUUGAGCAAACGGUGUUUUAAUGAGAUCACAAGAAAAGAUAUGUAAAAACAGAUGUGAUGCACAUGCAUGCAUUUAGAGAAUGCACAGUACAUCAACACCUUUUAAACAAGUUCAAAUAUGUGAUUGUAUGUAUUACUGAAAAUAACUAAUAACAAGUAAGCUUUGAGUUUCUGUUUCCUAUUAAUAUCAUGCAUUUAGUAAUAUAUGUAAUUUGUGAACCAAACGAUUACAAUUAAACAACCAGAACACAAUUCACUGGGGGAAAUGUCUACAUCAGAAAGUCACACCCUUUAUAUUUCACAUUUUGAAAAGCCAGAUGAAAAUACAUAAACACCAAUACUCAGUC
Molecule: messenger RNA, 4741 nt
Organism: Gymnodraco acuticeps
Lineage: Eukaryota; Metazoa; Chordata; Actinopteri; Perciformes; Bathydraconidae
Gene: stag3
Product: cohesin subunit SA-1
Exons: 33
Coding region: 162-3944 (1260 amino acids)
Biological process (GO): sister chromatid cohesion
Cellular component (GO): nucleus; chromatin; cohesin complex
Molecular function (GO): chromatin binding
Source: RefSeq, a predicted model, not a curated record